AUGAGAUCCCCCCUGGUCCCUGAAAUGGCGACACAGGAGGUACCGCUGAACGAGACCCUGGCCCACCUCAAAACGGAGUCGGAGACGCUGAAGUCGAAGCUGGAGGAGGAAAGAGCGAAGCUGCACGACGUCGAGCUGCAUCAAGUGGCAGAGAAGGUGGAGGGGCUGGGUCAGUUUGUCAUGAAGACCCGAAGAACUCUGAAGGGACAUGGCAACAAAGUUCUGUGUAUGGACUGGUGUAAGGACAAGAGGAGGAUCGUCAGCUCCUCACAGGAUGGAAAAGUGAUUGUAUGGGAUGCUUUCACCACCAACAAGGAGCAUGCUGUGACAAUGCCUUGCACCUGGGUGAUGGCCUGCGCCUACGCCCCCUCUGGGUGUGCUGUAGCCUGUGGUGGCCUGGACAACAAAUGCUCUGUGUAUCCUCUGUCCCUGGACAAGAAUGAAAACUUGGCCGCGAAGAAGAAGUCAGUGGCCAUGCACACAAACUACCUGUCCGCCUGCAGCUUCACCAACUCGGAUAUGCAGAUCCUGACAUCCAGCGGGGACGGCACAUGUGCAUUGUGGGAUGUUGAGAGUGGGCAGCUGUUGCAGAGUUUCCAUGGACACGCAGCAGACGUCCUCUGCCUGGACCUGGCCCCCUCCGAGACCGGAAACACAUUUGUUUCGGGGGGUUGUGAUAAGAAGGCCAAUGUGUGGGACAUGCGUUCAGGGCAGUGUAUUCAAUCCUUUGAAACUCAUGAAUCAGACAUAAAUAGUGUGCGAUACUAUCCCAGUGGAGAUGCAUUUGCAUCUGGCUCAGAUGAUGCUACAUGCCGCUUGUAUGACUUAAGGGCAGACAGAGAAGUGGCUAUUUAUUCCAAAGAGAGCAUCAUAUUUGGGGUCUCCAGUGUUGAUUUCUCUCUCAGUGGCCGGCUACUGUUUGGCGGCUACAACGACUACACCAUAAAUGUUUGGGAUGUUCUCAAAGGGACACGGGUGUCUAUUCUUUUUGGACAUGAGAACCGUGUCAGUACGCUGCGAGUUUCACCAGAUGGGACCGCCUUCUGCACAGGUUCCUGGGACCACACUCUUCGGAUCUGGGCUUAAGGAUGAAGACACGGAGGAUUAAAUGGUAGACAGACCUACUGAAGACACCCCGAUGUUUCUGUUUGCUAGAGUACAAUCACAGAGAUAGAG
Xiphias gladius (swordfish) is the source of this 1176-nucleotide messenger RNA. It is a transcript of the gene gnb5a, whose product is annotated as guanine nucleotide binding protein (G protein), beta 5a. Gene Ontology annotation, cellular component: cytoplasm; heterotrimeric G-protein complex. The transcript has 11 exons. Gene Ontology annotation, molecular function: signaling receptor complex adaptor activity; protein binding. Gene Ontology annotation, biological process: G protein-coupled receptor signaling pathway; G protein-coupled dopamine receptor signaling pathway. Lineage: Eukaryota; Metazoa; Chordata; Actinopteri; Istiophoriformes; Xiphiidae. Bases 1 to 1086 code for a protein of 361 amino acids. The record is from RefSeq and is a predicted model, not a curated record.